AUGAAGCUUUCCAUCAUAUAUAUGACACUAUGCAAUUUGCAUGUAUGUUUUGCAUCUUCUUUUGUAUUAGGAAAUGCAGCAAAUCAUGCAAGUACGCCUACUCGCUCUAUUUCUAGCAGCUUCUUAGAUCAGUUCUCUAAUAGGCUUAGUAUUAUUAAGCCUUCUAUAAAUUUCCAAAAUACACUGGAAAUUUCAGAAAAUGGAAUUAAUAAUGUAUUUGCAAAAUAUGAUAAAUAUAAAAAAAGUGUAGAGACCGCGCACAGCUUUAAUCUAUAUGAUGGCAAAAACAAGUUAGAUAAAAAAAAGAUAGAGCUGCAUUGUAAUACAGGAUUUAGAAGCUUGGUAGAAAAGAACCAUCAAAAUAGUUUGGUUAUAUCUAGAAUAUUAAGUAAGCUAGAUUCUUCAUUGAAUAAUGAAUUUAAAUCGAUAUUAUAUAAAGUUGACCUUAAUGAUGAAGAAGAUGAUGCAACUACCACGGAAAAAACCGCAUAUCAAAAAACAUACAUAUCCCAGCGAUAUUUAAAUAUUAUUGGGCUUCCUAAUAUUAUUAUUGAUAAAUUAAUCAAAAUAUGCAAUUCCUAUGACUAUAAAAUAACAACUGCAAAAGACGCCAAGGCCAUUCUUGAUUAUCUUGUGAAUAUGGUUUUUAAUAGUUUGGACUAUUCUACAUAUGGACUAGUUUCAGAUGCGUAUGGCGAACUGGUCAGAGCAAUUGUUUUAAAAAUUAACCUGUUUGUUACAAACGAGCUAUCUCUUUUAGAUAAAGUAAAAGAAAUAAAAAAAACAAAGCGAUUGAAAAGAAAGCUGAUGCGUGUGGUAACAAAUCUAAAUAGCAUUAAAGAAAAGACGCUAGACUUUAGAAGAUCUCUGCAGACUCAAUAUAAUUUGGUUAGCAAAAUAGGCAAUAAAACAAUCCUUCAUGUCGGUGAGUUUUCUCAAAUAAAAUUCGAUCCUACUUCUCCUAGUCAGUUAAAUUAUAUAGUUACUGUACUUAGACCAACACAUGGGGCAGAUCUUUCAGCACUCCAGGCUAGCAUUAACUCGUACAUAAACGGGCAGGAAAAGAUUAUAACAAAACUUAUCGAUAAUUAUGACAAAUCUAUAGAUAGCUCACGGCCAAGUAUAACUGCAAUUUAUAAUAUUUUUAAAUAUAAUUAUGACAAACUAUUUAAAUUAAUAGUUGGCAUCCAGUUAGAGCAAGACGCAGAAAAAAAAAUUCAAUAA
Nematocida parisii ERTm1 is the source of this 1224-nucleotide messenger RNA. RefSeq lists its product as uncharacterized. The record is from RefSeq and is a predicted model, not a curated record. The transcript has a single exon. NCBI's taxonomy places the organism in Eukaryota, Fungi, Microsporidia. Bases 1 to 1224 code for a protein of 407 amino acids.